CAUUAACGCUAAAAUUAUCUAAUGUAUUUUUAAUACAUAUUGCUGCUUUUGGCUGCAUUUGGCUUUCAAGGUGUGCAACCUCACAAUCUGGCGCAAACACGCGCAACGCGCGCGCAUUCGAUUCGAAGAAGCGCAUCAUCUGGCGUUCCUGCGGCGAACUUCGUUUUGAUGGCACUUGUGCGGGCUGUCUUCAUUGAUCUCAACGCUUUUUAGACGCGCGCAUAAAAAGACGACGCUUCGAUCGAGUCACUGCGCUUUCUCAUUAAAUGGAUUCUGACGAGGACGUGUCCGGCGACUGCCUGCAGCCGGUAGUCAGUCCCAUAAAGAUUGACUGGCUAGACCUUUCGUCGUUCGGCUACCCCGACUCCCUCGGCCUUAGCGCCCUUCCCGGCUGCAAAUUCAAGGAGACUUGGAGGGAUGUCGUGCGCGACGUCGAGUACAUUAAGCUGGAGGACGUCAGCGACGUGUUCGUGCUAUGCACGCGCGGGGAACUGUCGCUUUACAGGGUCCCGACUCUGCUCGCCGAGUACGAGAGCCACGGAAUGACCGUGCACCACUUCCCCGUGCCGGAUGGCACGGCGCCCGCCAUCGGCCAAAUGCUGGACAUCCUGCGCGAAAUCGGCGAAGCCAUUCAGCAAGGAAAACGAGCGCUCGUUCACUGCUUCGGAGGCCUUGGCCGCACGGGCGUCGUCGCCGCCUGCCUCCUGCUCAACUUGGACGAUAGCAUGGCGCCCGAGCGCGCUGUUCGCAAAGUGCAAGAACUGCGGGGAACACGUGCCAUACAGACAGUGAAGCAGUACAACUUUAUACACGACUUCAGGCAGGCUCGGGACGAGUACCUGAAAACGACUAGAGGCAACACAAGCACAUAGAUUCGCGCCGAAUGCCGCUGCCUUAGCAGAACUGGCCUUGUCACUGCCUACGUCGUACUCAACUUUGGGAGUACAAGGAUGGGGGCCCGAGUGGGCCGUUCAGAAAGUGCAAGAACUGUACGAGACAUUCCAGCCACGCGAACAGUGGAGUUUUAUAAAACCUUGUUCCUGGUGUUAGUAGUGCUUGAAACAAGUGUUUUAAAGCGGCAAGUUGCAACGCAACUAUUUAAUGAAAUUUCUCCUCUGUUUCACCAGCAAGCCUGGCGCCACUGUAACCUGCUUAAUACAGGUGUCACACCUGCGAUCGUGAUCAAAAGUGUCCAUGUAACACUGGUAGAACAAACUGACCUUUCCCAGUGUGAAUU
This is a messenger RNA of Dermacentor silvarum, 1237 nucleotides long. Its product is annotated as cyclin-dependent kinase inhibitor 3. The record is from RefSeq and is a predicted model, not a curated record. Gene Ontology annotation, molecular function: protein tyrosine phosphatase activity. The transcript has a single exon. Lineage: Eukaryota; Metazoa; Arthropoda; Arachnida; Ixodida; Ixodidae. Gene Ontology annotation, biological process: dephosphorylation. Gene Ontology annotation, cellular component: nucleus. The coding region runs from base 267 to 872 and encodes 201 amino acids.